Drosophila kikkawai is the source of this 1167-nucleotide messenger RNA. RefSeq lists its product as uncharacterized. Gene Ontology annotation, biological process: sleep; regulation of synaptic transmission, cholinergic; positive regulation of voltage-gated potassium channel activity. Lineage: Eukaryota; Metazoa; Arthropoda; Insecta; Diptera; Drosophilidae. The record is from RefSeq and is a predicted model, not a curated record.
CACUGCCACGUACACGGCCACACUGAGGCUCGCGUUCAUUACAAGUUUGUUAUUCUUUUUAGUUUAAAAGCAUUUUAGUUAAGUUAACCGAAGCGCACAAAGAAGUUAUAAGAUAAUCAUGUCCGUCCUGAUACGCAGUGCCUUUCUGCUCCUCACGCUGGCCGUCUGCGGCAGCUGGGCCAUUCGUUGCUACCAGUGCUCCUCCGACCAAGAUCGCAAGGGUCACGACAGUUGUGGAGCCUACAAGCGGUUCAAUCGCACGGAGCACAUUGCCAUCGAAUGCAACAGCGACGAGAGCCACAUGCCAGGAUCCUUCUGCAUGAAGGUGGUGCAGCAAGGUCCCCGCGGAUUCAUCUGGGACGGUCGCUGGCGUCAGGUUAUCCGACGAUGCGCAUCCGUUUCGGAUACCGGAGUAACUGGAGUCUGUAAUUGGGGCGUUUACGAAAACGGUGUGUACUGGGAGGAGUGCUACUGCUCUAGUGACAGCUGCAAUGGGUCCAGUCUUAUGCAAAUGCACGGAUCCCUUCAGCUGCUCUUGGCUUUCCUGCUAAUGGGCGCCGCCUCAAGGAUUGCAAGGAGCUAAGACACAAAUAUGCCUCAUUAAUACAACAAAAAAGACAAAUUGUGCCUUUACACACACACUUUUACUAAUCUUUAAGCUGAGAAUGACUUUUGAUAGCAGAAUGACAUUCCGUCCACAUUUCCAUUUCAUAAAGUUAAGUUAGAAAGUUGAAAAGUUAAUCUAGAUCUUGUGACUUUACGGCAGGUCGAUUUAUCAAACGAAGAAGCAGAGCAGUGAGCAUUUGCUGAACAAAGCAAUUAUGACUUGGAAACUUAAAUUUUAAAGCAAAUGAUUUAUAUCUUCUAUCAAAUGAUUUAUAUUUUUUAGAUUGCAUAAAAACAAGCCUAAAUCAGAAAAUAUCCACAUUAUAAGUACUAAACAAUAUAAGGAAACAGUUUCAAGUCAAAAUUGCUUAUAAGUCGUAGAAGAUUUCUUCUGCUACGUUAAUAAAAUUGAUCUGCCAUAUUGUACACCGACUCUAAGCCUUUAAGCUACGAAUAUUGUACAUUCAAAGUAAAUUCUUAAGCCAGAAAGUUGUACACUUUGAAUCUCGAGCAAUACACCCACAGUCGAAAUAUAUGUCUCCGAAAUGAGUUUUUACACAA